AUGUCAUCACCGCGACCUUUUGAGGGCAAGCUAGCCAUUGUCACAGGCGCCUCGCGAAGUUUCGGCGCUGCCGUCGCCACGCACUUGGCCGCUCGCGGUGCCAACGUCGUGAUCAACUACGCAACAGCCGCGUCGGACUCCAAGGCUUCCGAGCUAGCCGCCCAUCUCUCCAAGACGUACAACAUCAAGGCACUCCCUGUCCGCGCCGAUCUACUCGACGCAUGCGCACCUCAAGCCAUCGUCGACGCAGCAAAGGCGUACUUCACCAACCCAGCGGCCAAGACGCCUUUCCAAAUCGACAUCAUCAUCAACAAUGCCGCAGUAGUAAAUGCACAGCCCAUCCAGGAGCUCGACAUAGAGCUCUGGGAUCAAACAUUCAACUUGAACUGCAAAGCCCCUGCCCUCCUCAUCAAAGCUGCUUUUCCUUACCUCCCCCACGACCGCUCUGGUAGAAUCGUCAACAUCUCGUCUGCAACUACGACAUGGGCUUUGAUCCAGCAGACGUCAUAUGCAGGCACCAAAGGCGCCCUAGAAGCCAUGACGCGUGUGUGGGCGCGUGAACUUGCUGAACGGGCAACAGUCAAUAGUGUGAGUCCCGGGCCCAUGGAUACGGGCCUUUUGCACGGUCUGCCAAAGGAGGCGAGUGAGGCUUUGAAAAUGUAUCAGGCGUUAAUCCCACUGGCGAGGGAGCGUCCCGGCGUGGACGACGAAAGUACUGUCAAGUUGGCGGCGGAGAUUGGUGGACGGCCGGGCACACUGGAGGAGGUGGCGAAUAUUGUGGGCAUUGCUUGUUUGCCGGAGAGCGGGUGGAUGACAGGAAACCAGCUGAGUGCUAGUGGUGGUGGUGCGUUUGUGCGGUGA
This is a messenger RNA of Pyrenophora tritici-repentis Pt-1C-BFP, 861 nucleotides long. Its product is annotated as FabG, Dehydrogenase with different specificities (related to short-chain alcohol dehydrogenase). NCBI's taxonomy places the organism in Eukaryota, Fungi, Ascomycota, Dothideomycetes, Pleosporales, Pleosporaceae. The record is from RefSeq and is a predicted model, not a curated record. Gene Ontology annotation, molecular function: oxidoreductase activity, acting on the CH-OH group of donors, NAD or NADP as acceptor.